Messenger RNA from Carassius carassius (crucian carp), 605 nucleotides. Its product is annotated as adhesion G-protein coupled receptor V1. Bases 92 to 448 code for a protein of 118 amino acids. Lineage: Eukaryota; Metazoa; Chordata; Actinopteri; Cypriniformes; Cyprinidae. The record is from RefSeq and is a predicted model, not a curated record. The transcript is spliced from 3 exons.
ACUACCCAUAGUAACCUUCAAAGCCACAAGCUUCAGUCUUCAGGUCUACAGGGAUGCUAGUACAGCAUCAGCUAUCUCUGUGAAGUACUACAUGCAGGAGCUUCAGAAAGCAGAGUUUUUUGGACCCACUCUGAUCUGGCCUGCCGUGGCAGUUCAGGACUUUGUCAUGGCAGAGGGCACGCUGACUUUGGAGACUGGAGAGAAAAGUGCUGGUCUGGACAUGGCCCUCACACCGAACAGCGGUUCCUCCAACCCAACACCCAACGGAUCUGCGUGGCUCUCUCUGAUGCCACUGAAGGUGCACAGGUUCACCCAGAAUUCGGUGUGGCUAACAUCACCCUGGUUUCGGACUCAGGCAGUGUUUUCUCAGUCAGUCUUCAUGGCAGAGCCUCUAAACCUCUUGCUGACGGUCAAGGGGUUGUUUACCGCAUACAUAACUCCUGAUUGACGUGGGAAAUCUCUCCAAUCUCUGUGCCUCCUCUGGAAUCAGGCUGCUGAGAGUUAAUUACAAAACACAAACACAUACAUCUAGUUAUUAAGGUGUUCCAUGGCACAACUUUAGUUGCUUACAAAGUUAGGAGCUCCUUUAGUGUUUCCGAACAUAC